This is a messenger RNA of Peronospora matthiolae, 402 nucleotides long. NCBI's taxonomy places the organism in Eukaryota, Oomycota, Peronosporomycetes, Peronosporales, Peronosporaceae. The record is from the annotation of a GenBank genome assembly.
AUGACAGAUCGUCUGGCAGCCUCCAAGGCCAAGUUGCAAGCGGACUCGCGCAAAGCACCACUGCUGCAGAAGUUACAGCAGUCUCCAGUUCCUGAACUGGAUCGGAUGAAGCCGAGCGCCUCUGCGACCGAGUGCCAGAACCAAACCGAAUGCGACGAUGAUUUUGCCCGGGAUCUAGCAGCAGGUGACUGGUUCGACCCCGGUGGCAACAAGAAACCACGAAAACAGCGCAAAUCUAGCAACAGCUUAAGACAGGCCACGGCUUUUAUAGACAGCAACAACACCAUGCUCACGUUCAGCAGUCGCCUGCCAGCAGCUCCCGUACUCCUCCUCGAGCGACAGCUCCAACUUCCCCGACACAGGCCAUCUCCGGUAAGCGUACUAAGCCUGUUUCCUCCCUGA